CUUAUUAAAUAGAUAAAAAUGGGAGUUGAAGUCGACAAAAUCAGGAAGGGAUUCAAACUGAAUUGGAUGAAUUUACGUGACGCAGACACGGGCAAAGUUAUGUGGCAGGGAAACGAGGAUUUAUCGUUACCGGAUAAGGAACAUGAAGCAAGGGUGCCGAAGAGAAUACUCAAGUGCAAAACAGUAUCCCGCGAAGUGAAUUUUUCAUCCAAAGAAGUCAUGAACGAUUUCCAUCUUGUGCAGCAAGUCAUUUUCAAAGGAAAGCCAAUUGAAGAGUGGGUGUUUCGGUUUGGCUUUGUGAUUCCCGACUCGACCAACACAUGGCAAUCCACAAUAGAAGCAGCACCCGAAUCACAGAUGAUCCCAUCCUCUAUUCUCACGGGCAACAUUGUGAUAGAGACGAGUUUCUUUGACGGGGAUGUGUUAAUCAGCAGGUCACGUGUGAGAAUAUUCUACGUAUGAGAAUAUUUCUACCAAACAACAUCAUUAGAUACAAGUUAGACAAGUGCUGUUAUACUCGCGAUCAAACUGAAUUAUUAGUUAAAAUUGAUUAGUACGAGUGAAAAUCUCAGAUUAUUCGGAUUCUUAACGCUUGCUGGAAAUAACCUUUUUCAAGUUUGAUGAUAUUAUAACCAUUGAAUUUUUAAGGCUUCUAUUUAGCUAUCACAUGAUUUGUUGCUUCGCUUCGAAAUUAAAUGAUCUGAUUUUUUCUCCCGUGCUAGUUAGUUGUUUUGUCCAAUAUUUAAUUUAUCUUUUGGCAUUAUCACCCACUAUCCCUCUUUCCCAAGAAGUUCGCUCACGAAACACUCCUCUGCCGUCUGCAAUAUCACGCGUGAUGUAUUUUGUAUGUUAAUAUUGUAAAUUAUGUGUAUAAAUUGUAGAGAUCACUUUUAUUUGCAAAUCGAUGUAUUAAUUAAAGACUUUAGAAAA
Molecule: messenger RNA, 930 nt
Organism: Symsagittifera roscoffensis
Lineage: Eukaryota; Metazoa; Xenacoelomorpha; Acoela; Convolutidae
Product: retinal rod rhodopsin-sensitive cGMP 3',5'-cyclic phosphodiesterase subunit delta-like
Exons: 7
Coding region: 19-462 (147 amino acids)
Biological process (GO): sensory perception of light stimulus
Cellular component (GO): cytoplasm
Source: RefSeq, a predicted model, not a curated record